Mycotypha africana is the source of this 1127-nucleotide messenger RNA. Its product is annotated as peroxisomal biogenesis factor 11. The transcript is spliced from 4 exons. Gene Ontology annotation, cellular component: peroxisomal membrane. Gene Ontology annotation, biological process: peroxisome fission; regulation of peroxisome size. The record is from RefSeq and is a predicted model, not a curated record. Lineage: Eukaryota; Fungi; Mucoromycota; Mucoromycetes; Mucorales; Mycotyphaceae. The coding region runs from base 340 to 1089 and encodes 249 amino acids.
UGGGAUGAUACAGACGGAAUUUUAGAGCAAAACGUAAUCCAGUUUAAUCUGACGGUAUAGUAUGUCACACAAGGCUGUAUCCAUUUGAUUUAGUCAUAGAGGAAUCUGGAAAAGGAAAAAGUGAGGUUUCACGGUUUAUGUGGCGGAGAGGGGUCGAUUGAUGCUUAUGGAAUCAUAGCCUUCACACAAUGACAAAAUGUUUAGACUGCAUGCAGACGGUACUAUCUUCUGCUUUUUUAUUUCUAUUUUCUUCCCUCCUUAUUGCAUUAUUUUUUCUUUUCUUCUAUUUCUGUUCUUCUGUUUUGCCAUCGAAACACAGUUCAGCAAAAUUAACCCAAGAUGCUUACUCAUUCCCAUGUUGAUGCAUUUAACCGUUACUUGAACACUACAGUAGGACGAGAAAAGCUUUGUCGUCUUGUUCAAUAUUUCGCUCGCUUUUACGCUUUUUACCUUCUCCGUAAUGGUGCCCCAAAGGAAACCAUUCAACGCUGGAGUGACCUCAAAUCACAUAUUGCAAACGGUCGUAAAUUCUUUCGUUUAUUAAAGCCCGUCGAAUUUGCCCAAGCAGGUGUCAAGAGCUUGGCUUUACAGGAUGAAGUUUUACGUAUUACUGCUUUUGCAAAGCAAUUCGGUAUGUGUUUCUAUUAUCUCAGUGAAGUCUUUGUAUUGACAUCUGCUAUCAACUUUUAUAAGCCUAAAAACCUCCAAAAAAUUGCUACAAUCGGACAAAGAUGCUGGUGGUUUGCCAUUGCUGCUUCUUUGAUAUCUGGAUUGUAUAAGCUUAAGCAAUUAAGCGUUCGUCAGCACAUACUCGACAAAUCUCGUAAAGCUCUGCUAAAUACUGAAGAGAAAUCAGAUGCACAAAUCGCUGAUUUGAGAGCUCAGGAGAAGAUAUUAGCCACUAUCUGUUUAUGUCUAUUUAGGGAUAAGUACAAUACUAAAUACGCGUUUGUUCAAGAUGCUGUGGAUAUCAUUAUCCCUUCGUCUAACUUGGGCUACUUGAAAGCCGAUGAUGGAAUUGUUGGUUUAGCAGGUAUUAUUACCUCUUUGAUGGCUAUGAACAGUCAAUGGAAGAAAUUGAAUGGUUGAGCACUGGGCAGAUAGCACGAAUGAAGUGAAAGGGUUUG